AAAUAAAUAUAUAUACAUAUAUAGUUUCAAAUAAAUGAAUUAACUUUCUCAGUGAAAACGGGAUAAAACAUUCUCAAAUAGAUUUGAAAAAUAUACUAAAUUUCCUAUUUUCUACAAGAACAAUUUAUUCCAAUGAAUACAUCCUUUGUAAAUCAUAGUCAUAGUAAUCAUAACUUUAAUACAAAUAUCACAUCAGUUGGUGGUAUGACUCCUACAGUGAAUUCUUCAACACCUGGCAGUGAAUUUCAUACCCCGCCUGCUGAGUUCCCUACAAAUCCCAUAACAAAAUAUUUCAGUAUUGAAAAACAAGUUGCCAGUUGUGGACCUGAAUUAAUCUGGAAAGUGUAUGAUGCUAUAAGACGUCAGGAUAAAAAAGUGAGUCGAAGAAAAACACACAAUUAUUUUUUUCGGUAG
Trichobilharzia szidati is the source of this 414-nucleotide messenger RNA. Lineage: Eukaryota; Metazoa; Platyhelminthes; Trematoda; Strigeidida; Schistosomatidae. The record is from the annotation of a GenBank genome assembly.